Molecule: messenger RNA, 1659 nt
Organism: Melopsittacus undulatus (budgerigar)
Lineage: Eukaryota; Metazoa; Chordata; Aves; Psittaciformes; Psittaculidae
Gene: SRL
Product: sarcalumenin
Exons: 6
Coding region: 50-1468 (472 amino acids)
Molecular function (GO): GTP binding
Source: RefSeq, a predicted model, not a curated record
CGCCGUAUAAAUAGAGGCAGUGAGCGGCAAGGAGCUCCUGGCAGCCACCAUGAAGCGCCUCAACCUGCUCUGCUGCUGCGUGGCCUCGCUCCUGCUCCUCGGCACUGCAGAAGAGGCUGAAGAUAACAGCAAGGUGAUCAAGCGUGACCGGUCCCACCUGGAGAGCACCCUCAAGCUGAACGAGGACAAACCUGCAGAUGAUUUCUCAGGAGUACUGCAGCGACUGAGGAAGAUCUACCACUCCUCUAUCAAGCCUCUGGAGCAGUCCUACAGAUACAACGAGCUGAGGCAGCAUGAGAUCACAGAUGGGGAGAUCACUUCCAAGCCAAUGGUGCUAUUCCUGGGACCGUGGAGCGUUGGCAAAUCCUCUAUGAUAAACUACCUCCUCGGGCUGGACAAUACUCCCUACCAGCUCUACACAGGGGCAGAACCCACCACCUCUGAAUUCACUGUCAUCAUGCAUGGCCCCAAGCUGAAGACCAUUGAGGGCAUCGUGAUGGCUGCCGACAGUGCCCGUUCCUUCUCACCCCUGGAGAAGUUUGGGCAGAACUUCUUGGAGAAGCUGAUAGGGAUUGAGGUGCCCCACAAGCUGCUGGAGCGAGUCACCUUCGUGGACACACCAGGCAUCAUUGAAAACCGCAAGCAGCAAGAACGAGGUUACCCAUUCAACGACGUGUGCCAGUGGUUCAUUGACAGAGCUGAUCUCAUCUUCAUUGUCUUUGACCCUACGAAGCUUGAUGUGGGCUUGGAGCUGGAGAUGCUCUUUCGCCAGCUGAAGGGCCGUGAAUCUCAGAUUCGAAUCAUCCUGAACAAAGCUGACAGCCUGGCUACUCAGGAGCUCAUGAGAGUCUACGGUGCCCUAUUCUGGAGCCUGGCUCCUCUCAUCAACGUCACGGAGCCGCCCAGGGUGUACGUGAGCUCCUUCUGGCCCCAGGACUACCAUCCGGAUACCCACAGAGACCUGUUCCUCAAAGAAGAGAUAUCGCUCCUGGAAGAUCUCAACCAGGUGAUUGAGAACAGGAUGGAAAAUAAGAUCGCCUUCAUACGCCAGCACGCCAUCCGGGUGCGCAUCCACGCCCUUUUGGUCGAUCGCUAUCUACAGACCUACAAGGACAAAAUGACCUUCUUUAGUGAUGGAGAACUGGUGUUCAGGGACAUUGUGGAAGAUCCUGACAAGUUUUUUAUCUUUAAAUCCAUUCUGGCAAAGACCAAUGUCAGCAAAUUUGACCUCCCCAACCGUGAGGCUUACAAGGACUUCUUUGGCAUCAACCCCAUCACCAGUUUUAAGCUGCUGUCUCAGCAGUGUUCCUACAUGGGAGGGUGUUUCCUAGAGAAGAUCGAGAAGGCCAUCACUCGUGAGCUUCCCGAUCUCUUGGGAAGCAUUGGCUUGGGAAAGAAGCCCAAUGUUCUCUCCUGUGACGUCACUGGCUGUGGCGAAACUCCAAAGAAUCGCUACAGGAAGCCCUAAGGUGUUUCUGUGAUCUAACCAUCCACGUGUUCCUACCGGUGAAUGAGCUUAUGUCUUAUCUGUCCAAGAAGCCGUGGUUUGUUAACCCUUUGAGUGCCGCACUGGCAAAGGCUGCUGUACGAUGAGGAUGUUGAGUCAUCGACAUCGAUGGCAGGGGGAAGAUGGGUGGGCAUAAGAAAGAGAAUAAAAAC